AGCCGUUUAGGCUCGGGUCCUGCGGCGCAGGUCGCUCGCUUCGCCUUCUCGGCGCCGGGGCAGACACCGCGCGCGCGGUGUGCUCCGCGCGCUGCUGGGAGGCGAUGCCCAAGAAGCGCAAGAAGCCGCCGCAGGAGGAGGGCCCGCCGGACGUCUCGCAGGAGCAGCUUGCCCAGGUCCUCGAGGCCAAGAGCACGAAGGCGGUCGACAAGUCCGUCAACGUGGCCAAGCUGACCCUCGAGCUGCUGGAGGCGUCCACCACGCAGCUGGUGCGGCGCAUGGGCUGGUUCCGCGACGUGCGCCUGCGGAGGUCGGGCGCGCCCGCGCAAAGUCUCCGUCGACGCUCGACCGUCCUGGCCGCGGGCAGCCCUCUGCAGAGGCUGGCAGACUCGUUCAUGCGCAGCAGCAAGAUGCACCAACAGGCGUCCUCGCGAGAGAACUGGGAGACCGACAGGGGCAUGGCGAAGCCAUCGCCCCAGGAGCUGGCGGAGUACGAGGAGGCCCUGAAGCAGCACGUCCUCCAGGCGCAGUCGAAGUUUCCGGGCGGUGCCGAUGAACGGCAAGCGCGAGAUCAACGUCAAGGGCGCCGGGCCUGGGAAGGUGGUCGCCACCAAGCUUCACGGGCUGAAGUCCCGCGCGAAGGAGCUGGAGAGACGGCCCAAGUCCGUCAUCAAGGGCACGACCGUGGCGAAGAGGCGGAAGGCCAGGGAGGCCCCGAAGCCGAAGGGCAAGGACGACGACGACGACCUGUGAGCUGUACGGGCUUCGGCGGCUUCGCUGGGUGCCUCUCCUCCUCCGCCUCCUCCUCCUUCCAUCCCCCUCCCUCCUGAAAGGGACCCGCCUCGGCCCCUCGCUCGCCCGUGGGCCUCCUCUGCGCCGCC
This is a messenger RNA of Prorocentrum cordatum, 881 nucleotides long. The record is from the annotation of a GenBank genome assembly. Lineage: Eukaryota; Dinophyceae; Prorocentrales; Prorocentraceae.